Emiliania huxleyi CCMP1516 is the source of this 2982-nucleotide messenger RNA. RefSeq lists its product as hypothetical. The transcript is spliced from 4 exons. Bases 1 to 2982 code for a protein of 993 amino acids. NCBI's taxonomy places the organism in Eukaryota, Haptophyta, Isochrysidales, Noelaerhabdaceae. The record is from RefSeq and is a predicted model, not a curated record.
AUGGCUUCCGUGCCUUUCUGGGCUGAGACUCUGGGGGCGGAUGUCCUGGUUGGCAGCGAUUUCUCGAGCGGUGAUGCAGCGGCGCGAGCGGCCUGCCGUUUGGCCGGCGCUUGUGGCCACACGGUUCUUGGCGGCCGUGCGUUGGUGUGUGGCAACGCCACCGGCUCCUGCGAGGGGCUAGUUGAUGUGGGAGCGAGCAUAGGCAGGGGACUAGCACAGCCCCUGGCAGCGAAUCCAAGUCCAAGAGCCAUCAUCUUCACCGGCGAUCAGGACUCGACCUCCACCCCUUUUGGUGCCAUCUUGAGAGGCAUCGCGAGCGGAGCUGGCUGCGGUUCUGGUGCCCGGGCGACGGAAAUCGCCAGGGUGGCCAGGGAUGGCGCCAGCGCGGCUUUGAACUGUCGGGCGCUGCUCCAAACGCUGACGUGCAGAACAUUUCCAGCCGAUUCGGACAAACUGCCUCCUUCGGGAACCACACAGCUCUGGACGGUGACUGAGACGGUAGGCGGGCCUCCGCAGGUCUCGGUGCGGCUACCGGCGUUGCGGCGCUCGACGCCGGUGUCGAAUGCGCUGGUGGUGGCGCUCUACGCACCACUGCCAGAAGACACAUACGAGAGAAAGCGCCAGCGCGCGACGGCGGAGGGACGGAGAAAGCUGCUUGGCCGCAAGUGCAGCUGCGCGGGCAUGAGCAGCACCGAGGUUGAGGGCGUCCUUGCUCUCAUCAACGCAUCAGCGCGCAUCGCUAGCGUGCGUUGGUACGUCCUCCCCGGCCACUCCGCCACGCCCGCCGACGACGAGUCAAAACGUGCUAUCGCUGCUGCGGCGACGCUGCUGGGGGUUCGGGUGCCGCUUUUGCGCGAUGCGUUGGCUUCGGACCUGGGCGACGCUCGGGCUUUGGCUUCGGACCUGGGCGAUGGUCUCCUCUUGCUGAUGCUCCACUGGGUGGUUGGCCAUACCAACCGGUACCUUCGGAGCAUAUCCACCUCUCAAGUCUCACCAAAAGCUGCUGCGCCUGUGGAGCCGCCGGCUAGCGCAUCCCGCCAAGAGGCAGAGGCCGAAAAGCGGCGCACCCGGCGUGCCCUAUUCAAGGCGGCGCGCCGAUCGCAGUCAGAUGCCGCAGAGACAGCUUCCGUGACCAGCGAAUCGGGCGAUGCGAGAGGCGCAGACGGCUUGCUCCAUGCCCUCCUCGAGGAGGUCCACGCUAUCGAGGCCUGCGAAUCGUUCAACUCCUGCUCAUCCAGAAUUUCCUGCUCAGCCGAUGGGCACCAGUCCGUGUUGGCGGCCGCCGGCCUGGCGUGUGGCUCUCCGUUCUUGACGGUCCACUGCCUCAACGCAACUGCCACGGGCGAGAUGGAGCGAUUUGAGUCAAGAAGCGUCGAUGAGAUGCUUGCCUGGCGUGCAGAGUCACUGCUCUCGAGCCGGCCGUACGAGGCGUCUCUCGCAUGGUGGGUUGGCCGUUACGGUGGGGUGAUGCGUGGCGAGGAGUUCCCCUCCCCGCAGGCCGCCGUGGCGCACCAUCUCUUGCAGUCAGUGGAAGCUGGCGCUGAUCAAGGUGAGGGGAUGCGUUCAGUCAACGAUUCAGCCCUGGCGCUGUCUGUCGCUGAUCUGCGCGCCGCUGAGGCACGGCUGGAGCAGCUCAAAAGGGCUGCAGGUGUGGCUCUUCAGCGUGCGGCGUAUGAAGCCGCGCAGCAGGCACGUGCGGAGGCGGAGUCGCGGCUGGCGCAGAAAAGGGCGUCCGCUACCAUGGCUCCAGUGGUGCAGGCGCGGGUCCGUGGCAUCGCCGCACGCACGUGGCGCCGCCGUGAGACUGCGGCGGCCCUACUCCGGACCCGCCUCCGCGCGCUUCUGGCUCGCAUCCGCUUCGUUCGUCUGGGCAGAGCAGUCCGCCUCAUACAGGCGGCAAGCCGGUGCGCUGCUGCUCGCUGGGAGCUCGUACGAGCCGCCCGUCUCACCUAUGAGCGGCGCCGGGAAGUCAACGAGCGCCAGCUCGCUGCGCUCGAGUCGCAGCUGCGCUGCUGCACAUCCGAGGAGCAGGAGAGGGCGAUCCACAAGAAACUCACAAUGCGAGCCUACGAGCUGCGCCAGGUGCAAGUGCUGCUGCUCGGGGACACUGCUUCAAAGGUGCGCAAGGUGGGGGCGCCGCCACGGGCCGCUGCGGAGCCAGUGGCGGGUGCUGCCGCGGCGCUCGCUCUGGAAGAGACCCUCGCGGCGCUCGGGGACAAGCGCAAGGUGCGGGGCCUCGACGAGAGGACCCUCUCUCUUGCGCUCGAGGCGCUGAACCAGGCGCUGGCGGACCCAAGCUGCUCCGAGGCGGGCCGAUUUGCGCUGCGCAAGAAGCAGCUCGCUGUGGCUGCCGUCCUCAAGCCCGCCGUCCAAGAGAGGGAGGCGCGUGAGCGCGCCAAGGCUGGUAGGGCGUCGCGCCGCCGCUCAGCAGUCUGCCUGCAGUCCACUGCAACCUCUCCGGCAACUUCUCCAAGGCGUUUGCUGACGCCGCAGCGAGCGGUGGCGCUCGCGCCAGCGGUCAGCCAAGGAGAAGCUGGCGGCAAUGCUGCCGUCACGUCGCGCUACUAUUCGCCCAAGGUUGCCAGCCGCGCUCGCAACUACAUCGAGACGGGCGAGUGGAAGUUCACGUCAGAGCGGCGACGACUCGGUCCGAUGAGUUCCGAGCGUCAGGCAACUGCACCUCUGCUCCGGCCCGGCCUCUACAUCACGGAGUCUAUAGUUGCUCGCCCGCGGCCGGUGGCGAACUCGUGCGAGGAGACGCGGUUCCUAGCGCCACCUCACGUGAUCGUUGGCUCGCUGAGCGACCACUCCUCUCCGCGUCUCGGCGUGACGGCGCUGGUGGCCUCGCCCAGCCCCCAUCGGCGCGUUCGGCAAGCAGCCCUGAGCUCAGGGAAGAGCCCCUGGACGCGGUCGCCGCUGCCACCAGCUGCCCGCUCGCUGCCCGCUCGCACGCCCGUCUUCGUGGCAGCACUGGGCAAGUAG